This is a messenger RNA of Kwoniella botswanensis, 900 nucleotides long. RefSeq lists its product as uncharacterized. The record is from RefSeq and is a predicted model, not a curated record. The transcript is spliced from 11 exons. Gene Ontology annotation, cellular component: site of double-strand break; nucleolus; checkpoint clamp complex. The coding region runs from base 1 to 900 and encodes 299 amino acids. Lineage: Eukaryota; Fungi; Basidiomycota; Tremellomycetes; Tremellales; Cryptococcaceae. Gene Ontology annotation, biological process: meiotic DNA integrity checkpoint signaling; nucleotide-excision repair; telomere maintenance.
AUGAGGUUCAGGACGGGUAUAUCCAAUGUAGCUCUGUUACACAAAAUAACAAGAUCAUUAGCUGCAUUAGCACGAUCGUGCGUUAUCAGAUUAUCACCCGAACAAGUCCAUUUCAUCGUUCCAGGCAAUGAAAGCUCGACAGGUGUACAAGUAUGGUCACAGGUGAAAGUGUCAACUCUGUUCGACGCAUACAAGAUCGAGUCAAAUGCGAAUAACGAGAUAUGGGUGGAACUUCAUUUGGAUUCGUUAUUGAAAAUAUUGCGGAGUGCAGAUAGUUCAGUUGGAAGUAUAAACGAAUCGAGAUCGACUGCGGCAUUGACAGAAUCGGAUGUCACACUGAAAUUGAAUAAGAAGGGUCAGCAACCUAUAUGGUCUUUUGAGAUACGCGGAUAUACAGCGCAGAGAAAACCGAUGUCGAUCACUCAUGAAAUACCGGUGAAGAUACUGUCAGCGAGAAGGCAGGCGGAGCUGAACGAACCAUUAUGUCCUCAACCAGAUAUUCACGUCGUCUUGCCAAAUCUGUUGGAACUACGAAAUAUAGUAUCUAGGUUAAGUCACUUGGCGGACGAUGUAAAGGUAUCUGCGAAUCACGAAGGAAGGUUAGAGCUAACGUCGAAAGCACCUCGAGUAAAUCUGACGACUACAUGGAAUGAUCUCAGUGUACCUUCUAGUAAUACGAACGACGAUGAUCAGCCUCCUCCACCUCCCGAUCAGAUGUUCACCGUCACAGUGGCUAUCAAAGGCUUUUUGAAGUUCCUUACUUCGCAUUUAGUGGGAGGGGCAGCCAUUGCAUGCAUAUGCGAAGAUCAUUGUCUGAUAGCUUACGUGUAUAUAGGCGAGUUGAAUGAAGCUGGGGGUGUAUUGACUUUCUUCAUCCCGGCCAAGAUGACGGAUGAUUAG